Messenger RNA from Lodderomyces parapsilosis, 2397 nucleotides. RefSeq names its product Spc98p (gene SPC98). NCBI's taxonomy places the organism in Eukaryota, Fungi, Ascomycota, Pichiomycetes, Serinales, Debaryomycetaceae. Gene Ontology annotation, biological process: mitotic cell cycle; spindle assembly; microtubule nucleation. Bases 1 to 2397 code for a protein of 798 amino acids. Gene Ontology annotation, cellular component: centrosome; gamma-tubulin complex; spindle pole. The record is from RefSeq and is a predicted model, not a curated record. The transcript has a single exon. Gene Ontology annotation, molecular function: microtubule minus-end binding; gamma-tubulin binding.
AUGGCUCUUGAUAAACCACAGGUGAUUAAGCUAUAUGUACACCGAGUUGUGAAAUCGUUGAUACCAGCCGAGUUAGGCGAAGAAUACAUACAAAGUGUUGCCCACGAAUUGUACACCUCCUUAAUCAACACACAACCUAUUCGUGAAGAUAUAUCCACCAUUAUCAAUAAUCACAAACAAACUUUUCUCAGUAAUGGCUUGAAACAAGAAUGGGCUCAAUUUCAAUCACUCGUCAAUUUGCUAAGUCAACAUCGAUCACUUGAUCAAAUUGCCAACUACUUGACGUUUUUCGAAGCCAUGCGUGAUGAUGAUGAUGAUGGACAAGCUGAACGUGGCGAUAAGCUAGAUACGGUGGCCGUAUCAUCACCAGCGAUAAACACCAAGGAUAAAACUUUAGCACAAUUGAUCCAACCUUACUACAGAUCCUUACCUGAAGAUACCAUCCUCACUUAUUUGCCAUACACUUUGAUGGGUCUUGACUCGAAAUUGUUUACAUUUACAAAUAACUACAAGCGGAUAGAGAUACCGCAAACGAUAAAUAAUAGCUAUAGCUCCCUAUUGAAAGGCUUAUUUGAGUAUGCAUUAUUAUACAAGCAAUUGGAUAUUUUCGUUGUCAAAAAUAGAGGCAAACAAGCACUGGCGAUAAAGGGUGCAUUCAUUGCAUUAUUGGAUACGAAGUUGAAGCAGUAUAGCCAUGACUUGAACCAAGUGUUUAGUAAACUGCCACUGAGUGUCUUGUCUGUCUAUCAGGAAAUUUAUGAAUGGAUCUUUACAUUACGAUUCUUGUAUCGUGCGUCGUUACGAAUGAUCGAAUUGGAUGGGUAUCAGUUUCUUAACCACAUUUACAAGUUCACUAAAUUUGGUGAUAAGCAUGUAUCAAGUAUUGCUAGUCUGACAUUUACUGAAAUUGUGAAACCUUAUUACAAUGUACUUGAGUUUUGGUUGAUCAAGGGGGAAUUGAUUGAUCGAAAUAGCGAAUUCUUUAUAUCGUUUAAUCAAGAUGGUGAGCAUUUCCAAUCGAUAAUCCAGUACCACCGUGACAAAGUCCCCGAAUUUAUCAAAUCAAGUGACCAAAUUUUUCAAAUUGGUAAAACACUAAUCUUUCUUGAAAAAUAUUGUCAAGAAUUGAAAUUUGUUGAUGAUUUUAAUAUCAAGUACUCAAGGGAGAUUUUCACCAACCAUAAUGGAUUAGCUUCAAUGACAGUUAAUGAAACCAUUGAUGUGAUCAACCGGCAAUAUAAUGAAGUACUCACAUUUUUCACACAACUUGUACAUGACAAAUAUCACUUGUUUACCCAUUUGCAAAAUUUCAAAAAUCUCUACUUUAUGGAGUUGAAUGAUUUCGUGGAAUCGAUAAUUAUCAAGGGAGAAUCAGCAUUCAACUUAACAUCAUUGGAAAUCACAUCGAGUCAAUUACAUCAAGUACUACACGAUGCUAUACAAAUCUCAUCGGUUAAAUUGCGUAAAGACAAUGUUGAACGUAUUGAUUCCAAAAUUUUCAACCCGCAAUUGGAAACAUUUGGGUGGGAUUCGUUCUUGAUUGAUUACAAGAUUGGUGAUUUGCCAAUACUGGAUCUUUUGCAACUGUCAAUGGUUAAAUAUCUCAAGAUUUUCCAUUUUUUUUGGAAAUUGCGUCAUUUACAAAUGCUUUUAAAAUCCAAUUACUUGGCGUUUGGUCAAUUGCAAAUGACAAUGACACCUCGUGUUAGAGGUAGCUAUAGAAAAUUGGUUAGUCAAGUCAAUGGAGUUGAUAUUAGGAGGCAUCAUUUGAUUAAAUUCUUGGAUGAUUUGGUGGGCUAUUUAUCUUACGAUGUGGUUGAAACUUCAUUUGAACGAAAUAUUAUUGACAAGCUUUGUCAUCGUGAUCAAACAACGGACAAGAAGCUAGUUUUGGAUAAACUGUUUAUGAAAUUGCCUCAAGCUGUGGAGGAGGAAAAAGACAUUGACCAAGAUACUGAACGAACCCCCAUGAAUAAAUUGACUAUCGAUGAGCUAAUCACAGUACAUGAGCGAUACCUUGACGAUAUCGUGUAUACAAAAUUGUUUAAUGGGUCAAUCAAGGGAGCCAAGACAAGCAUCAGUUUUAUUGAUCAGAUUUAUGAGAUUUUGCAAUCGAUUUUCAGAUUCAUAAAUACUAGUCAAGAGUACCUAUCCGUCAUUGAAACGUUCUUGGUAUUGAUAAAUAGUCAAGAAAGAGUACAUGAUGGAUCACUGCUGGAUCAAGAUGAAGAGUAUCAGCUAGAAAAGGAUAUUGAUGACGGUAUGAAAAGAAUGACUAAAUUGUGGAAGAUUCUUGAAGUGGACAUUUUCAAUGGUGAGUUUCAGAUAUUGGUUGAUGGGUUUAAAGAGGAUUUGAAGGUGGAUAAUGAUUUAAAAGAGUUUGGUAAAUGUCUAUAG